AUGCCUACCGCGGAGUUCGGUGGCAUCUGGGGCUACAACUCCAGGCAGCUCAUGGCCUCGCACGGGCCCUGGGGCUCAGCGGCAGACAUGCGCGCCAUGGUGGAGCGCGCGCACAGCCUCGGCAUGGCGGUGCUCUUCGACGUGGUGCUGAACCACGGUUCCGCCAAGAUGAAUGUGUUGUGGAACUGGGAUGGCUUUGGCCCGGACAACUGUGGGGGCAUUUUCUUCGAGGGCGAGAAAGAUACGCCUUGGGGGAAGCGCUUUGCCUUCCACAAGCCGGAGGUGCAGGACUACUUGAAGCAGGCCUGCAGAGUCUGGAUCGAGGAGUACGGAGUGGAUGGCCUGCGCUUUGACUCUGUGCACAACAUGCCAUGGUGGCUUCUUCAGCAAAUGACCUUUGAAUUGAAGUCGCACUAUCCCAACAAGAUCCUCAUCGCUGAGAUCACGCCGGAGAACCCGCAGGUCAUCAAUGAUGCGGGGUUCCACUCCUGCUGGCUGCAUGCCACUCACUUUGAUGGAAUCAAGAUCAUGAAGGGCUGCGAUGGUGGAGGGGAUCCUGGGAAGCGCAUUGGCAUGCUCAAGAACAUGGUCGCCCCUCACGGCUUUGGCAACAUCGGGGGCGUGCACUCGGCCAUGGGUUCGCAUGAUCAGAUUGGCGACCGCGACCAUGGCAAGCAGGACGGGCAUGGCACCCACCGCCACUUUGUCAGCCGCUGGGGUGGCAAGGGGAAUUGGCACGCUCGUACGCAGUGCAGAGCCUGGUUCGGCUUCCAGAACUGCUGCAAAGGCCUGCCGAUGACCUUUAUGGGCACGGAGAAUCUCCAAGAGGACUGGUGGCAUGUGGACAAGCACCAUCGCAUGAACUGGGGCCUCGUCGAAGGAGCGGAUCCUCAGACCAUGGAGAUGCGCGCCUUUGUUACCGCAUCCAACAAGCUCCGCAUCUCCUGUGAGGCGCUUACCAGAGACGAUGUGAAGUUUGUGCACGAGGACGGCCAGAAUGCAAUUUUGGCCUUCAUGCGAUGGACGCAGGAUGUCGCAGCAUUGUGCAUCGUCCACUUCGGCGAGGGUCAGUGGGAAAAUGAUGGCUACGGAGUGUCCACCACCUGGGGCGGGGGCCGCACCUGGAAGCUGGCGCUCAACUCCCAGGCCAAGGAGUUUGGCGGCUGGGAUGGCAGCAGCACGCCGGAGGCGAAGGCCGACGAUUCGGGGAAGAUCAUGGUCAACAUCCCGAAAUGGUCCAUGCUGGUGUACCUCUCCAGCUAA
Effrenium voratum is the source of this 1263-nucleotide messenger RNA. NCBI's taxonomy places the organism in Eukaryota, Dinophyceae, Suessiales, Symbiodiniaceae. The record is from the annotation of a GenBank genome assembly.